Megalobrama amblycephala (Wuchang bream) is the source of this 1046-nucleotide messenger RNA. RefSeq names its product stonustoxin subunit alpha-like. The record is from RefSeq and is a predicted model, not a curated record. Gene Ontology annotation, molecular function: protein binding. Bases 426 to 1046 code for a protein of 206 amino acids. NCBI's taxonomy places the organism in Eukaryota, Metazoa, Chordata, Actinopteri, Cypriniformes, Xenocyprididae. The transcript is spliced from 2 exons.
CGCCUCCAUUAUACAGACAUGUGUAGAAAGAUCCUAAAUGUGAAUGUACAACAGUUCCUGUGAUUUAUAAAUGUCCAUGAGCACAAUUCUUAAAUUACAUUGUUCAAAGUUUAUCUUAAAUUCAAGUGUAAUGUGAACAAGUGCAUCAAAAUCCACCUUCAGAACGGCCACAAAUAUCCCUUGAUGGUUCAGAAGUAUGGCACUCAUCAUCAAGAGCAAGUGUUUCUAUACAUGAUGCAGGAUGAAAUUUAGGAUCAAAUCUGAUACGUGUGUUUUAUAAAUGAGAUUCAUCCGCUCUCAGAAAUGAGUCUUUCAUCAUCUAAUGUCAUAUUGUACAACAUCAUAUUAGAAAUGACUGCAUUUGAUUUUGUCAUUUCUCUUCACACUGUUCAUGUCUGUUGAUUUCCACAGUCACAUUCACCAACAUGAAUCCCAAGACCAGGAACGACUUCCUACAGUAUUACCAUCAGUUCACUGCGGAUCUGAACACAGUGAAUGAACGUCUCCGUCUGUCUGAGAGGAACACAGUGAUUACUAACACUUACCCAGAGACUCAGUCGUAUCCUGAUCAUCCAGACAGAUUUGAUUAUCGUCCUCAGGUGUUGUGUAGAGAGAGUGUGAGUGAUCAAUGCUCUUACUGGGAGAUUGAGUGGAGUGAUGGUGGUGUGUUUAUAUCAGUGUCAUAUAAGAGCAUCAGUAGGAAGGGACGGGGUCAUGAGUGUGAGUUUGGAUAUAAUGAUCAGUCCUGGAGUUUGACCUGCUCUUCCUCCAGUUACUCAUUCAUACACAAUAACAUAUGGACUAAUCUCCCUAUAAAGCCCAUCAUCAGUAGAACAGUGAAUAAGAAUCACUAUAGAGUAGGAGUGAAUGAGAAGAAUCACUAUAGAGUAGGAGUGUAUGUGGAUCAGAGUGCAGGAACUCUGUCCUUCUACAGUGUCUCUGGAGACACAAUGAUCCACAUCCACACAGUCCAAACCACAUUCACUCAACCGCUCUAUCCUGGGUUUAGGAUUUAUCGUAAUGGAUCAUCAGUGAAACUGUGCUGA